UUCUACAAUUGCCCAGGCGACCCAUUUAUUGCGUUUAACGAGCGUGCCCACGGCAACAUCUAUCUCAAAUCCACCAUUACGUUACAUGGCAAAGAGGCCCCUGACAUGGCCCCCGUGGAAACCCCCGUGGAAACAACCAUCCCAACAGGACCAUGGGAAGACAGACAUAGACAGAGCGCAAAGUCCAUUGCAAAUAUGAGAGGAGAGACUAAGAAGAAGGCAUUACUAUCGCGAAUUGGGGGCGCCGUAGUUGGCGGCGCAUUUCUUAUUUUCCCGAUGUGGCUGAUGGUGCUCAAACAAGAGAUAUAUCUAAGCCUUGGCGUGACAACGGGCUAUGUAGCUGCGUUUGGUUUACUCAUGGCGUUAUCCAUGGGGUCGCUGGAUGCUGUUUUCGCGGCUACAUUUGCUUACGCAGCUGUUCUUAUGGUUUUUGUUGGUGUUAUGAUGCAGAAUACCAGCUCAAGUACUCCAUAG
Messenger RNA from Trichoderma harzianum CBS 226.95, 474 nucleotides. RefSeq lists its product as hypothetical. The annotation marks the transcript as partial. The record is from RefSeq and is a predicted model, not a curated record. The transcript has a single exon. NCBI's taxonomy places the organism in Eukaryota, Fungi, Ascomycota, Sordariomycetes, Hypocreales, Hypocreaceae.